Girardinichthys multiradiatus is the source of this 4661-nucleotide messenger RNA. RefSeq names its product bone morphogenetic protein 3 (gene bmp3). NCBI's taxonomy places the organism in Eukaryota, Metazoa, Chordata, Actinopteri, Cyprinodontiformes, Goodeidae. Gene Ontology annotation, cellular component: extracellular region. Gene Ontology annotation, molecular function: growth factor activity; cytokine activity. The coding region runs from base 296 to 1684 and encodes 462 amino acids. The transcript has 3 exons. Gene Ontology annotation, biological process: BMP signaling pathway; osteoblast differentiation; SMAD protein signal transduction. The record is from RefSeq and is a predicted model, not a curated record.
CCUUCAAUGAAAGCUGAGACGGGAUACGGUUAGGUGCUGCAGAGCUGUGACCAGGAGUGUUUUCUCUCCCGCGUUUGUUUUAUCACACCUUAUGCUGUGCGCUGGAGCCUUUCUAUUCUACUGACUGUUGUUUUGUUGAAUAUACAAUAUAUCAAAAGCACUUCAUUGUGAUGAUAGACAAUUUUGGACUCCCCGAUUGAUGGUAUGCGUUUUUGGAAAUAGGGCACACUUCUGGACGUGUUAGGUUGUCAAUAGCUGUUAUUGUUCCUACUUAUACUCUGAUUUUAUCUCAGUUAUGGCUUUCUACUCCCGGUUCGUGCUCGUCUUGCUUUAUGGAUGGAGUUAUCUGUGCGUUGGAUUCUGCGCGAUGUUGAAAACGGACAGCUUCCCCGAGAGACUAAAGGUGGAUUUUACGCACUCGGUGGAUAAAAAGUACGCUGCCAAGAAUGAUCGGGACGUGCAUUUGCAGGAUACAAUGACGGAGCACAUGCAGAUGCUUUACGCCAAGUACAACCGGGCUGGGUAUCCCUUCAGGGACGGCAACACAGUCCGCAGCUUCAAAGCGCACUGGGGCACAAUAAACAACAAGCAGCUGCAGGUUUUUAACCUGACCUCCCUCACCAAGUCCGAGGAUGUUCUGUCAGCAACUCUUCAUUAUUACAUCGGAGACCUUCAGAACAACACCCAGGGCUGCUCAACACCCAAACACUGUGCCCGCCAUGGUCCCAGGAGACAUAGCCACAUCCAUAUGGUCAUCUGGAGCUUUGCUUCUGUGGACAACAAGAUGAGGAGUCUGGGACACUUUCGGAUAAAUGUGUCCACCCUCUACAGAGACUUCAUAUCGUGGCAGUGGAGGGACAUUACUCGCGUGGUCAAUCAGGCCAAACACCAUGAUGAGCUGCUCAUCGGGAUCGACAUUGCCUCGCAAGGUCCUCAGCCGUGGAAGAAGCUCCUGUCUGACCGUUCGCCCUACAUCCUGGUUUAUGCCAACGACUCUGCCAUCUCGGAGCCUGAAAGCGUAGUAGCCACUCUCCAGAGACACCACUCAUUGGGAGGUGAGGGUUCCAUUUCACAUAGUUUCCAUAAGUUGAGAGAGCGCAACAACACUGAGCAAGAACAGCUGCACUCCAGACAUAAGCGGUCAGCGAACGUACUUCUCCCUUUGCAAAACAAUGAGCUUCCUGGACCCGAGUAUCCUUAUGAGACUAGAGGAUGGGAUGAGACGAGCCCAUACGAGCCUCUAGAAAACAAGCAGCCCCGUCGGCCACGCAAAAAGAGCCGCAAGAAUCAGCGAUCCAAGAAUCCUCUUCUGCAGUUUGACGAGCAGACCAUCAAAAAGGCACGAAAGAAGCAGUGGAAUGAGCCCAGGAAUUGUGCUCGAAGGUACCUCAAGGUGGACUUUGCAGACAUCGGGUGGAGUGAAUGGAUUAUAUCACCAAAGUCUUUUGAUGCCUACUAUUGUUCGGGAUCCUGCCAGUUCCCAAUGCCAAAGGCUCUGAAGCCCUCAAACCACGCGACCAUCCAGAGCAUCGUCCGGGCCGUGGGCGUCGUGCCUGGCAUCCCUGAACCGUGUUGCGUCCCAGAGAAGAUGUCCUCCCUCAGCAUCCUCUUCUUCGACGAGGACAAGAACGUAGUGCUGAAAGUCUACCCCAACAUGACUGUCGACUCCUGCGCCUGUCGAUAGUUCAGCUUCCUGUCUGCAGCAGUACCUCAUAUUACAAAAACAACUAAAGAAAAACAACAUCUUGCAACCUGAAACAAACAUCCACUGAGCACAGCUUCCCUUUUGCACUGGAGGAGAGUGCCACCUGCUGUUCCAGGUGAAGAAGAGACUGAUCAGUUGAGGGGUAGAAAUGGAUGACAUUGGCAUGACUCAGCACUGACUGACUCCUUAUCUGCGUAUUUCUCAUCUAACUUGCAUUGGGUUACAGCAGGGUGGGACAAAUCACACGAAAUGAGGCAUAAAAGAGACAGAAACUUAGGGAAAAAUAUGAAUCAUUAAGAAAAACCAAUCUCAGCUGGAACUGAUGGCUGUGGUGAGGGCUGAGGGGACGUGUUCACUCAUCAUUCUCUCCUUCAUAGCACGAAGUCCACUGUAUCCAUAAAAAGUCACCUCUGCUCGCACUUGCAUGGUAUUUGUUACUCUGUGUAUGUAUUUAUGUCUGUACUAUCACUGUGUUAUUCGCUAUAAAAGAGGAUUUUGUAUAAUUACUGGCUUGGCUGCUAUAGAGGAUUAUAUUAGGUUCCAAAGCCAGAGUUUUGACGUAUAAACCAUAGAUUUACACGUUUGUGUUCAGAUUACUGCUCCACUAAGUUUUUUGUUUUUACUUGGUGCAGGAGAGUAAGCUACAUUUUGUCUGUAUUUUUAUAGAGAUCUGAUAUUUCAGAAAAUAUUUUACUUCAGUAUGAAAGAAGUGAUUCUGAACUUAAAGGGUUUGUCCAUAUUUUUUAAAGGGGGAUUCUGUUGACACUGUAUGAGUAGUAAACAUCUUACCUGCGGUAGAUUCCUCUCUUAGCCUCUUUAUUUUGAUGAAACAAAGAUUAGCUUUUCCAGUCAAUGGCUAGUUCAGGCCAAGAUACAAGAGGCCUUCUGUCCUUUAAAACAAAUACAAUUGUAACAACAGUAAAGACGUGUCAUAGACUGUGGAUGAACUAUGUUUUCAGCCCAAAUACCAUUAGAUGUCUAUGUAAACAACUUUAUAAUACAAAUGCAGCAGUGGUUUAGUGCACAAACCAGUAUUUGCAUAAACCAGUAUGCAGUUUUGAAUCUGGAGUUGGUUCAAGAUUUUUACUAACUAGCUGUUAGCUAGAUUACUGAUCUCUAUUUCGUCUAAGUGAAGACUACACUCUGCAGGCAAGAUAUUUACUACAUGUACCUUAUGAACAGAACCCCACAAAAAAUAUUCAAACUAACCCUUUAAGGGAAAACAGCAAAUCAAACAAAAAUGCUUCUCUAGAACAAAACUCCAGGCCCUUAAAUUUAGCUAAUUCUUGUUGGGAUGUUCCAAACCCUUCUUAGAUAAGGAAAAUAAAUCACAGAAAUCUAUAAUAAAUAAUUGCAGAAGCCUGAUAUCAGACUUAAAAUAUUUGUUUGCAAUCACACAUAGCAAUGCAACUAUUUUUGUAUUCUAAAAUGUUCCUGUUGUCUUUUCUCUAAUUGAGAAUAAUUGUUAUGAAAAAUAACAUUUACAAAGUGCCUUAAUGCAUAUUUUUUCCUGAACAAAAUGUAUAUUCUAUCAAAAUAUAGGGCUGCUCUAAAACAGUUUUGCUUUACAUAUCAUUCAGGCUUUAAGCUGAUUGUUAUUGCAAAAACAACUAUGCAAGUAUGUAUGUAUUCGCUUAAGUAUUUUACCUUGAAGCCUUUAAUUGAUCAGCAUCACCUUGAUUUUUCUCUUUUCAGAGUGAGUGAUGGUACCCAUGGCACAAGGGUGACAACUUUUAAAUGGCUAAAGUCGCAGGAAAUAAAAACAAAUACACCAAAAUUGUUUAUGACGAGUUGGAAUUUGAUAAGAGGAGUUAAUGCUUUUUCUUUUCUUCUUUUUAAAAGGUUAUUUCAAUAAUACCAAAAGUGAUGAACUUUACCCAGUUACCAAGGAAGUCUGUGGACUUCAUGAUGCUGGUUGGAUAAUUCAGUUAAGUUUUGACAUAAAUUAUUCAGGGGUUUGCUGUUUGAUCACAUGUACUCUGAUUCAGGAAACCAUUGAACAACCAGAAGUGAAGUUUACAGGUCAUAAGAUUACAGCUAAAAAGCAGAUAUUUAUUAAGUGCAGACAGCCUUUAAUAGAGCAGAAAACUUUUUUUUUUUUUUACAUUCUUGUACAUUGUUUUGUAUAUAUCUCACUGUUUAAAGCCUUCUCUUGAAAGCUUCAGCGCAACUCCGUCAUUCAGAUAACAGACCUCGCUCAACAAUGAAGCACAACUGCAACAAGCAGCUGUGGAUAUUUAUGUGGUACAAAUUAGCUAGCCUACAAAUUGUGACUGUAUUACUUCUUUUGAUAGCUAUUAUCCUCAGUGGACUUUAUUUUUGGAAUUAAUAUUUCACAAUUUUGAUAUUCAGAGAUGUUUAUUUUGCAGAUGGUCUAACUUUGUUUUUUGUACCGACACAUUUUCAAAGCGUGCCUCCUUAGCAUACAGAAGCAAUCAAAUGCAUGCUGCAUAAUGAGACUGAAGACUCCUUUAUGCAGCUCUGACAGUCAGGAGUGCACUUCAUAAAUACAUAAAUUAAAACAGGACCGUAUAUAAUCUGUUUUUUAAAAAGCUUAUUCAUCCUUACUGCUCAAACUAUCUUGUAAAUGUUAGAUAAAAAAUAAAUGCCUGUACAAUAAGCUUCAUAAAAUAUAUUUGUAUAUGGAAAACACUUUACCAUGCAUAUAUUUAUUUACUGUAUGUUGCAUAUCUUGUAAUGGUGUGGCUUGGAGAAGGAGAACUAAGCUGGGGAGCACUGAUGGUCGUUUUAGUCGCUGAUGGACAUAUAUGUCACUACUGAUGUGAAAAAAGUGUGAUGAACUGUUAAAAGGUCUCCCUGCUCAAAGCUCCGACUCUUCUUCCAAAGCAUUCAAAGAAAUGGAUAAAAUUAUGCAAGAUUUACAUCUUUCAAUGUUUUUUUUUUUUUUUUUGGAAACUGACGAAUUUCAAAAUAAAAAAACAUUUUUUUCCUCCUU